Molecule: messenger RNA, 1513 nt
Organism: Culex quinquefasciatus (southern house mosquito)
Lineage: Eukaryota; Metazoa; Arthropoda; Insecta; Diptera; Culicidae
Gene: Pex19
Product: peroxisomal biogenesis factor 19
Exons: 3
Coding region: 315-1211 (298 amino acids)
Biological process (GO): protein import into peroxisome membrane
Cellular component (GO): peroxisome; peroxisomal membrane
Source: RefSeq, a predicted model, not a curated record
AUCCGUCAGUUCUUUUCGCUUUUCCCGUGGUCGGAGUGUGUGUGCAAAAUACUCAUCUUCACUCCGUGCGGUGGCCGCCCCUCUUCUGCUUAGUGCCUUUUUUGUAACGUGAAAACUGAGGAAAAAAUAGUUCUAUUUUACAACAAAAUAUUGCCCACCAUCCAGCAGGCCCUUCCCCAACUGGCACCUCCUUAGUCAUCAUCGUCGGGCAGAGAUUAGCUGGAAACGGAGAUCGCCCGAGUAAACCCGGAAGCGCACGGGUUAAAGUCCGUCUUGUGGUUCUAGGCAGCAGGGUAAAGGGAAAGGCUACAGUCAUGUCAGAGGCCAACAAGAAGCCAGCGGCGGGCGGUGCUUCCGACGACAAGGAGUUGGACGAUCUGCUAGACAGUGCCCUGGAAGAUUUCAACAAGGAGGACAAGAAGACGACGGGCGCUGGCGGUGGUGAGGGGCAGCAUGAUGAUCCUCCGACGGAGCAGCUGUGGAAUGAGGAAUUUAUCAAUUCACAGACGAAGCUGUUUGAGGAGAAAAUGGCAGCACUUUUCGGUGGGGGCGGCAGCGGUGAGGGAUCCGGAGGGCCGGUGGACGCAGAACAUAUCGCACUCGGCUUUCAGCGGAUUGCGGAAGCAGCGGCGUUGGCCGUGCGGGGUGACCCAGCAGACGUGGCAGCCGCACCGGAAGGCGUCGAUCCGUCGAUUAGUCAGAGUAUAACUGACGCACUGCGGGGUCUGAGCGAGGGCCGCGAGAACCUGCAAACGCCGUUCAACCCGGAGGACAUUGCCGGCAUGUUCGGAAACAUCGACCUGAACGAAAGCGGAGAAAACAACGCCUUUUUGCCGUUCAUGCAGACGAUGAUGCAGAGUCUGCUGUCGGCCGAGGUGCUGCUGCCGAGUCUGAAAGACCUCACCGACAAGUAUCCGGACUGGCUGCGGGAAAACGGCGACAAGGUGCCAAAGGAGGACAAGGAACGGUACGAGCAGCAGCUCAAGCUGAUGGAGGACGUGUGCCGCGAGCUGGAAAAGGAAAAACCGGACGAUCCGGCCGACGUCAAGCGGACGCGGUUCCAAAAGGUGCUGGAGAUGAUGCAGAGCAUGCAGGAUCUGGGCCAGCCACCGGCCGAUCUGGUCGGGGAUUUGGGCGCACCCGGAAACCUGAACCUGCCCACGCUAGAUCCGGCCGCGUUCAGCGAUCCCAACCAGUGCCCGACGAGCUAGAUUUGAACGUUUAUUUUGUUUAGCUAUCGAACAGGAACGUGUUUGAACUAUUUCAUUUUAGAUUCCGCCAGGGACGACCUCAUUGUGGGGGCAAAAAUUUUACUUUCGAAACCGGGUGUUUGCGCUGGUAUAGUUUUAAACGAAACGGGGGGAGUGUGCUAGCUUCUUUAACGCUUUUUCGUUCUUUGAACGGGGGAACAAUAAUUCAGAAACCGGGAGAUAUUUAUUUGGUUAGUGUGAUUUGCAGAGCAUAUUUUAUAUGUUUUAUGGAAACAUCGCAAUAAAAUAUUUAAACUAAAACA